Messenger RNA from Bactrocera neohumeralis, 347 nucleotides. RefSeq lists its product as uncharacterized. Bases 12 to 347 code for a protein of 111 amino acids. The transcript has 3 exons. Lineage: Eukaryota; Metazoa; Arthropoda; Insecta; Diptera; Tephritidae. The record is from RefSeq and is a predicted model, not a curated record.
ACAGCCAAAACAUGUUUUGCUCUGAAGAAACUGCAACUGCUUCCGAGGGCUUAGAUGCAAACAAAGAUAUAAUGGCCAAGUUAGAUUUAAUUUUGGAAAAGCAAUUGAACUUGGAAAGUCGCCUGGACAAAUUGGAAGAAAACAUAAUUAAUAAAACUGAUGUCAUGGCCCACCACAAAAUCGUGCGAGAGACGAAAGUCCUAGUAAAAAAGGUGCAGCAGACAGUGUGCCGCAUCUCGGGAGAAAGUUGCGAAGACUUUCACACCGAACUGGCAGUUCUUAUGCCAAUGCAGACCUUGGAUGCGGUCUUUGAUUUGGAGGAGAAGAUAUUAGAAAAAAAAUUAUGA